CAGUGUGUGUAUUCAUCUUCCGCCUGGUGAGACCGCGCAUGUGUUGAUCCGUGCUGCAGCAACGUGCCUCAGUUCCUCUCUGACCCCGGUGUUAAUCUGCAUUCCGGCUGAGGCUCCAAUGCUUUUCUCGGCGGCUCGUUAUUGUUUUAGCUCAUUACUCGGUUCUCUUCUGUUCCUGUCAGAUUUUCGAGGCCCCCGCUGAGCGGCCGCAUCUUGCAGCAGAAGCGGCGACGAGGAGCUUUCGGUUCGCAUCGAUCCGGUUUAGCCGGCUUUCACUCCAACGCACGUCCGUCCGUCCGUCGUCUCCGGAUCCAGAUUCGCAAGCUUUCACCCCCCACCACCACCACCCUCUCCCUCCCCACCCCCCCAAGCUAACGCGCGUAAUGAAUCGCGAGGAGGAAACCCAGUGAAUAGACGGACUCGUCCAUCUGCGGGGAAAAAAGGAAAAAAACGAAGAUGGUGAUUACGGCUUCGCCAAAAUCAGCUUUCAGAUGCUCGGCACCAAUGGCGAAGCGUCCCCUCCCCUCGAAGCUUUUAGUCUGGGUUUUUAUUGUCAUCAAUCUGUCAACAAGUUCUCUCCAGAAUGAUGAUGACGACGAGGUGUCGAAUAAAACGUGGGUGCUGACUCCCAAAGUGUAUGAAAGCGACGUCACACACAUCCUAAACAGCCUCCUAGAUGGAUACGACAACAAACUCAGACCCGACAUUGGAGUCAAGCCCACAGUGAUCCACACAGACAUGUUUGUCAACAGCAUCGGCCCAGUAAAUGCAAUCAAUAUGGAAUAUACCAUCGACAUCUUUUUUGCCCAGACCUGGUAUGACAGGAGGUUAAAGUUCAACAGCACCAUGAAAGUUCUGCGCCUCAACAGCAACAUGGUGGGGAAGAUCUGGAUCCCAGACACGUUCUUUCGCAAUUCAAAGAAGGCUGACGCCCACUGGAUCACCACACCCAACCGCAUGUUGAGGAUCUGGAACGAUGGAAGAAUUCUUUACACACUCAGGCUGACCAUCGAUGCAGAGUGCCAGCUAAAACUGAACAACUUCCCAAUGGAUGAGCACUCCUGCCCCCUGGAGUUUUCAAGCUAUGGAUACCCCAGGGAGGAGAUCGUUUACCGGUGGAAAAGGAGCUCCGUGGAGGUUGGAGAUAUUCGUUCCUGGAGGCUUUACCAGUUCUCCUUCGUGGGCCUGAGAAACACUUCUGAGGUAGUCAGAACCGUCUCAGGGGACUACGUAGUGCUGACAGUCUUUUUUGACCUGAGCAGGAGGAUGGGCUACUUCACCAUCCAGACCUACAUACCUUGCACACUUAUUGUUGUCCUCUCCUGGGUCUCCUUCUGGAUCAACAAAGAUGCAGUGCCUGCAAGGACUUCAUUAGGCAUCACUACUGUGCUGACCAUGACCACACUGAGCACCAUAGCUAGAAAAUCGCUUCCGAAAGUGUCGUACGUGACCGCCAUGGACCUGUUCGUGUCCGUCUGCUUCAUCUUCGUCUUCGCCGCCCUCAUAGAGUACGGCACGCUGCACUACUUUGUCAGCAACCGGAAGCCGAGCGCCAAAAAGGACAAGAAGAAGAAAAACCCGCUCCUCCGGCUCUUUUCCUCAAAGCAGACACCAACGGUGGACAUCCGCCCGCGCUCGGCCACGGCGAUUCAAAUGAACAACGCCACGCACAUGCAGGAGCGGGACGAGGAGUACGGCUACGAGUGUCUAGACGGAAAGGACUGCACCAGCUUCUUCUGCUGUUUCGAAGACUGCCGCUCCGGAGCCUGGCGGCACGGCAGGUUGCACAUCCGCAUCGCCAAGAUAGACUCGUAUGCACGCAUCUUUUUCCCCACUGCAUUUGCGCUCUUCAACCUGGUCUACUGGGUCUCCUAUCUCUAUCUCUAAGCUGGGGCGUGUAUGCAGCUUUAGCCUAUGGUCCGUUCCAUUUUACAUAUGCUCUGCUCCAGCAAGUGACAUUUAAAGGGAACCUGUAUGAAGUACCCACAUUCUCUUCUAAUCUUUUUGUUGUUGUUGUUGUCGUUGUAGCAUUACAUUAAGCUAGUGUGACACUCUUCAUUUGUUUGAUCGCACAAAACUACGUCUUGAAAAGUGGAAACUGACCAAAGGGGUUUGCAGAAAGACUAAAUCGGGACAUUAUUUGAUCAAAUGAAAUCAAUUGAAAAGAAGAUUUUUUUUUUUUUCUAGAUAUCUUCUUCAUCAAAAAUAUUCAUCAAUUAUGCAUCACUUGCUUAUUUUAAUCUUUUUCCAAUUACAGAAAUAAACAAAAGCAGAAGCACUUUAAAGAAGCUAUGUUCAGGAGCGACAUUGUUCUCGUUUUCUUUUAUCACAUAACAAUAAAUCCCAUUUUGUGCAGUCAGAGGACAAUGACAUGGACAACAUUCAGCUGUACAGACUUUUAUUUAACCAGGUAACCAAACCUGGACCUAUGAAGCAUGUUUCAGUUUUUAUUUUUUUCUUUUGGACUGUAUAUAUUUUAAUAUGACAUAGUUGUUUACAUUUAUUGCAUGCACCUUUCAAACCAAAAAUCAGCAUAUUCUAUCACCGUCUACUGUUGGCUAUGGAAAUGAAAAACCACAAUAAAAAUAGACACUGAUGAUUAUUUUUAUUUAAAGCUUUUAAUUACAUUUUCUUGAAGAAUAUGGGGGAUAAAAUGGGUCUAGAUUAUGCUUUUUAAGUUCUAUCUUCAUCUACAAGCGGAAAAAUGUGUUUUCUACAGACCGUUAGCUCAGACUGUUGACACUCACACCAAAUGUCCAAUCCUUAUUUGAUCAAAUUUGUUGGACAUUUUAAAGUCAAAUUGUAGACAGGAUAAUUUGGAUGCUCUUAUCUGAGGAAAAAUAUUUUAGAUAAUAAUAAUACAAAAGCAUUUUUUAAAUUAUUUUGUUAACAUAUCCAUACCCACAUUAGCAAAGCUAACGCUAUGAACUUUGGUGCCAACUAUUGACUGCAUAAGAGAACUGGAAAGACUGAGGCUACGUCCAAAUUCCUUCUCUACUCACUAUAUAGUGCGAUACCAUUUUCUAGUGCUGUCCAAAUCUAAUAUUCCAAAAGUGCACUAGAAAUUUCCCAGAAGUUUUUGCAAAAAACUAGCAUGCAUCGAUGCUCAUUAUGUUAGCGAAUAUAGACCACAAUGCAUUGCGGUCGAACAACUUCGAGCUGCAACAACUCCUCUAAUCUGUAGUUUUUUAAUAAAUCAUCCACAUUUUCAUUGUCAGAACAGAGUGGAGUCACGAAUAGACAUAAAAUCUUCGAAUUGAUUCAAUUUUCACUUUGUGAAAUCAGUGACAUCAUUUCUGGUGUUUAGCAAAGCGAAAGUGAAGUAGUGAGCAUCGUUUCUGAAUUGCUUUUAAAAUCCAGGGUACUAUAUUGUUUUUUAGUAGUUAGAGAUUAGAGUGAGAAUUUUGGCAUAGCUUGAGUGUAACUUCAAGCAUAGAAAAUGAUUUGCUUCCAGUUCCUAACGAAAUGAAGUCGAUUCAGUCGCGGUACAGACGUCACCAUGUUGGAACCAGGAAUCAUCAGUGAACAGUGGUUGGUCUGAGUCCACGUUUCUAUGGCGACCACUCUCUCCAAUCCUAAGUAUGUUAGAAGACCACACCCCUUCCACUGAAAGUCAGCUCAGGAGAAUCUGUCAAACCACAUACUUUUAUUGAGACAUCUGAUUGGUCACUUGAAUAGUUAGCGC
Oryzias melastigma (Indian medaka) is the source of this 3685-nucleotide messenger RNA. It is a transcript of the gene gabrg2, whose product is annotated as gamma-aminobutyric acid type A receptor subunit gamma2. Lineage: Eukaryota; Metazoa; Chordata; Actinopteri; Beloniformes; Adrianichthyidae. Gene Ontology annotation, cellular component: GABA-A receptor complex; dendrite membrane; synapse. Bases 457 to 1887 code for a protein of 476 amino acids. The transcript has 10 exons. Gene Ontology annotation, molecular function: benzodiazepine receptor activity; GABA-A receptor activity; inhibitory extracellular ligand-gated monoatomic ion channel activity. The record is from RefSeq and is a predicted model, not a curated record. Gene Ontology annotation, biological process: regulation of postsynaptic membrane potential; signal transduction; gamma-aminobutyric acid signaling pathway.